GGAUCUCCUGGUAGCAGAAAUGAUGAUGAGGAGGUUUCAAGUGUUCGCCAGACAAACGAUGGAGCCUGUUUUCUCAGAGGGAAAAGAUCAAAAUUACUGAUGUGCUGUCCAAUAUUGUGUUCUAAUCGCUGCACGAGAAUGGAUACGUGUAAGAAUAUACUUUAAAGUUUUGUUGUUGCAAGCAGGUUUUAUUAUUUUGUCCGUUACUAAGGACCUUCUGCUCCGACACCCCAGAGUGCUCUCAGUUAUCUGCUUUAGGGUUUCGUUAAGGGCAGCUGUGAGACAUCUUGGCCUAAGAGUGAUCCAGCUCCUGGUGUAGGAGAGUAUUUUCAUCAUGGGUAAACAGAACAGCAAGCUACGUCCAGAGGUUCUGAAUGACCUGCGGGAAAACACAGAAUUCACAGAUCACGAGCUGCAGGAGUGGUACCGGGGCUUCCUCAAAGACUGUCCCACCGGUCACUUAACCGUGGAUGAGUUUAAGAAGAUCUAUGCCAAUUUCUUUCCAUACGGGGAUGCCUCUAAAUUUGCAGAACACGUAUUCCGUACAUUUGACACCAACGGUGACGCGACUAUUGAUUUCCGGGAGUUUAUCAUCGCUCUGAGCGUGACAUCACGUGGAGGUCUGGAACAGAAGCUUCGCUGGGCCUUCAGCAUGUACGACCUGGAUGGAAAUGGAUACAUCAGUCGAGCUGAGAUGCUGGAAAUAGUGCAGGCAAUUUACAAAAUGGUGUCCUCUGUAAUGAAGAUGCCAGAGGAUGAGUCGACCCCAGAGAAACGCACUGACAAGAUCUUUCGACAAAUGGACACAGACAAUGAUGGGAGACUUUCCCUGGAGGAGUUCAUCAAAGGUGCCAAGAGCGAUCCCUCCAUUGUCCGACUACUCCAGUCCGAUCAGAGCACUCCUCGCUAGUCGUGAAAGCCGCAACACCUACCGAAAACCACGUCAUAUAUUCACACUUCAGACAGGAGGAUCAGCUGGUUGCUCUUCAAGGCAUGAACUGCAUUUGAGGAACAAUUUGGCUUCAUAUACAUGAUGUUAGUCACAAAAUCUGCUCAUAGACAUAGCCCUGGCUUUGAGAAGGACCAUAUUAUAUUUGAUAUGUUUCAUCAUUUCCUAAAACAUCACAUUUUGUGUAAUGUGCUGAAUAUCAGAAGGUCAAGACAAUCAGUUAUAUUUAAAUAUAUAUAAAUAUAAAUACAUUUAUAACAGUAAAAGUAUUGGCUAUUUUUAAUGCAGUUUAAGCAGGCUUAAGGAGAAGUCAUUUGGAUAUGCCACUGCCAUUGGAAUAAGGCCCACUAUGUUUUUCCUUUGUUUUAAACCCAAUAUGCAAACAAAGAUAAGUAGCACUUAGUAGAAGUAGUAAGUUAAAGCUCAGUCCAAAAAUCCUGUUAGUGUACAUUUGAUUUGGUUUUGUAAAUUUUUGGUUUUUGUGGAAAGUGUUUAGUCUUGUAUUGAAUUUGUUAGAAACUUCAGUUUUAGUCUUUAGACUAUUGCUGUUUGCCAGCUUACGUAGUUUAGGGUUCUGCCACUAUGCUUUAAGAGCAAUUUGCCAAAAUAGUGUUUUUGUCUAUUGUAACAUUCCUUGGUUCAGUAAAACAAAAAAAAAGUAUAGUAAUCAAUGCUUGUGCACUUGAGUAAAGUUAUAUUGCUGUAGCUCAGUUUAGUCAACAGUAGAUAUGUAAGCUCGAAUCCAGAAAAAUGCUGUAGUUGCAUGAAUUAUGCAUUGAGAAGUUAAGCAACCAACCAUAAUAAGGAUGCCUAGUGAUACCCAUACAAACGUGUUUAGUAGGAUUUGUACAUCUAUAAUAAAGUGAAGUCAUUUUA
Messenger RNA from Silurus meridionalis, 1825 nucleotides. It is a transcript of the gene hpcal1, whose product is annotated as hippocalcin-like 1. Bases 335 to 910 code for a protein of 191 amino acids. The record is from RefSeq and is a predicted model, not a curated record. The transcript is spliced from 4 exons. Lineage: Eukaryota; Metazoa; Chordata; Actinopteri; Siluriformes; Siluridae. Gene Ontology annotation, molecular function: calcium ion binding.